This is a messenger RNA of Colletotrichum karsti, 957 nucleotides long. RefSeq lists its product as uncharacterized. NCBI's taxonomy places the organism in Eukaryota, Fungi, Ascomycota, Sordariomycetes, Glomerellales, Glomerellaceae. The transcript has 2 exons. The record is from RefSeq and is a predicted model, not a curated record.
UUGUACCCCCCAUUAUAUUCAUUCAUUACUCUCAUUCUACUCGUCGUCAUCCUCAUCGCCAUUGCCAUCGCCAUCGUCGUCGUCACCGCUCCCGCACUCAUCAUGUCGUCCGCAUUCGAUCUCAAAGACGACCUGCAACCGCACCUUCCCAUCGUGGCCAUGGCCGACCGCAACGAGCAAGAUACUCCGAUGAACCAUACGGAAGAUGCCAAAAACGCUGAUGGCCCCAAGAAUACGCGUCUUCGUCGUCGCACGCAGGAAUACUUUGAAAAGCGCAAGGACAAGGCCAACAGAGCGGAGAAGAAGAAGCAGAAGCGACGUCAUCUCAUGGGAGUCCAAGCCGCCCUUCCCGCCAACCCGUCCGCAACAGUCCGACCGGAAUUCAAGCUCGUCAAGUCCAUGGGCCUCCUUUGCGACACCAUCAAAGACGCGAUCAGAGCCGGCUUCCUCUUCCCCGACCAUGCGACCAUUGAGCAUGAGUUCAUCAAGGACGAAGAGGCGGACAAUCUCUGCGGCGCGCUUCACCUCCAAGGCACCCACAACCUCGACACCGCCCGCGUCCAGUGCUUCAUGCUCGCCCUGCUCCAGGCCUGCCGCAACUCGGGAUCUCAGUACCAGAAGCCCGCGUCCGAGGCCAGCAACCGCUUCUUCUUCCAGGCCGUGGCGGACAUGAUUCACGAGAAAGGUGUUCGCGGUGGUGGCCUUACCCCUGAGACGUUCUCGAUGGCGUCGAUCACGCCAGCUACUUGCCAGGCGAUGACAGAGCUCUUCACCACUGCUCGCAAGGCUUACUUGCGCAGCCUGGUUGAGACCAAGACGGCCCAGGAGGCGGUUUACACCAAGAGAGUCAAAGACCUGGUUCGGCUCGCCGACUACUGGAUUAAUUUCACGAAGGACGUACAGAUGGUACAGGGUGAGGAGGAACUUGCGGAUGCUCUUGAUCAUGCUGCAAUGUAA